UUAAUUCUUUUUUGGGAAUAAAAAAGUAUUCUUGAACCUCCACCAGAAGCAUUUGUUUUGAAAACGAAUUUGAUUUCCAGAGAGAGAGAGUGCAAGUUAGAGAUGGCGGCCUAUGCAGCUCUACUUUCUCUCAAGUAUAUCAUCCAACAGAUUCAGCUUCAUCCUCGCCCUCCAAUUUCUCUUGAUCAAAACCAGGUUGUUUCUCUCACCAAAAGCCUCAAUUUCUUGCAAGAUUUUCUUGAAGGUUAUUCGUACGGCAGCAGCAGCAUCAGCAGAGAAGCAGUAGAUGUUUUGGAAAGUCGAAUUAAAGAUGCAGCUCAUGCAGCAGAGGAUAUAAUCGAAACCCGAAUUGUUGAUCAAAUUCGCGGUGGCGGAAGAAUCAAUUCCGUUGACUUUUAUCAAGAUCUAGAGAAGGUGAUCCAAGAGAUGGGUUUUAUCAAGAAAGAUGUGAUGGAGAUUAAGGAGAAGAAUAUUGGUAUAAUCGAAGAUCGUCUGCAUAUAAAUCCGUCGACGCUUGGUGGUUCAUCAAGUUCUCCUUUACCAAUGAAGCAGAUCGCCGUGGUUGGUCUUGAUGAUCAAUUAAUUGAAGUAAUGGAUAAGCUCACUGAACGACAAUCCAAUCUCCGCAUAAUCCCGAUUGUUGGCAUGGGCGGCAUCGGUAAGACUACUCUUGCUAUAAAUGCAUACACGAAUCCACUUAUCACGGAACAAUUCGAUAUCCGGGCUUGGGUUACAAUAUCUCAAACUUAUAAUGUGCGAGAAAUUCUUGUAGAAAUUCUUCUUUGUGCAAGCAAAGACGAGACCCGGAAAAGCUUGAGUGGGAAGAGUGAAGGCCAAUUAGGUGAGAGAGUACACAAGAGUUUAUAUGGAAGGAGAUAUUUGAUUGUAUUAGAUGAUAUUUGGAGUGUUGAGGUGUGGGAUAAAGUGAAACGAUUCUUUCCAGACAAUGGCCAAGGAAGUAGAGUAAUGAUAACCACUAGGCUAUCGAACAUUGUUCUUCAGAUGAUUGGCUCUCAGUUGAUUGGCUCUCAUGGCCUUGUGAUGGAUCUCUUAGAUGAUGAUAGAAGUUGUGAUCUAAUGUGCGCAACUAUAUUUGGAAAAGAAGAAGAUUGCCCAGUUGAAUUGGAGGAAAUAGGAAAGAAGAUUGCCAAAAAUUGCAAGGGGCUUCCUUUGUCAAUCGUUGUGAUUGGAGGACUUCUAGCGAAGUUGAAUCCCACAAGAGAAAACUGGGAAUAUAUUUCAGAAAACUUAAACUCAAUUGUAAACGUGGAAGACAACGAGCGUUGCUUAAAAGUAUUGCUCUUGAGUUAUCACUAUUUGCCGGUACAUCUGAAACCAUGCUUUCUGUAUAUGGGAGUUUUUCCUGAAGACAGUAACAUCCGUGUCCCCAGGCUCGUAAAACUAUGGGUUUCAGAAGGAUUUUUGAAACCAAUUAGGGGCAAGAGCUUGGAAGUGGUUUCGGGAGAGUAUUUGGAGGACCUUUGUGACAGAAAUCUCAUUAGAGUUCAUCAAAGGGGUACGAAUGGGAGGAUAAAGUUCUGCAAGAUCCAUGAUCUCAUGAGGGAACUAUGCUUAAGGGAAGCCGAGAAAGAGAAGUUCCUCUAUGUCAGAAGACCGCAUGACCUCAACACUCCACAAGGCAUUAUAAAUACCCAACGCCGCAUUUGUAUUCAUCAAAGCACAACGCACAAGAUUGUUGAGGGUGCUGAGAGCAGCUGAUACAGAUUUUAAUUCUUAUGGAAAGAACACACAUUGUACGUAUACCCUAGAAGAUGUUUUUCAGCUAGUUAACUCGCGGUACCUUGCUGUUGAUGAUUU
Erythranthe guttata (spotted monkey flower) is the source of this 1818-nucleotide messenger RNA. The record is from RefSeq and is a predicted model, not a curated record. Lineage: Eukaryota; Viridiplantae; Streptophyta; Magnoliopsida; Lamiales; Phrymaceae.